Aspergillus udagawae is the source of this 1302-nucleotide messenger RNA. Its product is annotated as TFIIH complex kinase subunit CCL1. Gene Ontology annotation, cellular component: transcription factor TFIIK complex; nucleus. Gene Ontology annotation, molecular function: cyclin-dependent protein serine/threonine kinase regulator activity. Gene Ontology annotation, biological process: regulation of cyclin-dependent protein serine/threonine kinase activity; regulation of transcription by RNA polymerase II. The record is from RefSeq and is a predicted model, not a curated record. The coding region runs from base 1 to 1302 and encodes 433 amino acids. The transcript is spliced from 2 exons. Lineage: Eukaryota; Fungi; Ascomycota; Eurotiomycetes; Eurotiales; Aspergillaceae.
AUGUUUGAGGACGAUAUCUAUCGCACCUCGUCACAGUAUAAACUUUGGUCUUUCACAGAGGCGUCCUUGCGGUCCUUAAGGGAGAACACAAAUGCCGUCGCUAGCCAACGAGUCCGAGCGGCACUGCGGAGAGCGCGGGAGGCACGACAGUCAGCCAACUCGUCGGCUGCGGGGACUCCUACAGCAGGGACUACCGGAGAUGGCAAAGGAGCGGAAGAGAAGGACAUUGACUGUUUGACACCAGAAGAAGAGAAGGAGUUAGUGAGGUUCUAUUGCGAGAAGGCCGUGGAGCUGGCAGACACGUAUAAGCCACCCUUGCCGACGACAGUGCGGGCCACUGCGAUUCAAUACAUCCGUCGAUUCUAUCUCAGCAACUCGCCAAUGACCUACUCUCCCAAGACUAUCAUGCCCUGCGCGCUCUUCCUUGCUACCAAGACGGACAAUUUCUACAUGUCCCUGCGCCAGUUCGCCGAAAAGGUCCCAGGCGACUCAACUGCAGAAGACAUCAUCGCGCCAGAAUUCCUCAUCAUGCAAAGUCUCCGCUUCACCUUCGACGUCCGCCACCCCUUCCGCGGCCUCGAAGGCGGCGUCAUGGAACUCCAAGCCAUGGCCGAAGGCCUGGGCCAGCCCGCACCUCACCUCCCUCAACAGACAUCAGAAGACCUACGCCGCGGACUCCUCGCCGUCCCCGCAGCACCAGACGCUCCCAAGUCCUCCUCAAUUACAGACCGGAUCGGCCGCGCACACACCACAACCCGCGAACUCCUCAAAACCGCCGCCCAAAUGACAGACGCCUACUUCCUCUACACACCCUCGCAGAUCUGGCUGGCGGCCUUCAUGCUCGCCGAUCGCCCCAUGGCUGAGUACUACCUCGACACGAAACUCGGCGGGCCAGCCGCUCAGAGCUCCAACGCACAAGUGGGGAACCCGCUCUACGACCUGCGCGUGAAACUCUUCCGCACACUCAACGAGUGCGCUGCCCUCCUGCAAUCAUAUAAGCCCCUCAGCUCCGACCCAGAGCAAAUGAAGAACCUCAAACGCAUCGGAAAGAAGUUCUACUACUGCCAGAACCCGGAGAAGAUCUCCCUUGCCGGGCAGAAACGGAUCCCUGCUGCUGCUGCCGCCGCCGCCGCGUCGGCAGGCGAAGGCGCCACCUCGGAAAGUGAAGUCGAGCGGCAGGCGAAGAAGCGGAAACUGGAGCGGGAGCAGAAGGAUCGGGAGGCGAGAGAUAUCUUUGGCGGGGAGCUGGUGGCGCAACGGGUCAAGGAGGGGCAAGUUGGCGAGCAACAACAUCCAUCGUAG